This is a messenger RNA of Ostertagia ostertagi, 885 nucleotides long. NCBI's taxonomy places the organism in Eukaryota, Metazoa, Nematoda, Chromadorea, Rhabditida, Trichostrongylidae. The record is from the annotation of a GenBank genome assembly.
AUGACUGAAAAAAUUCACUUGAGGUCAAUGGCUUCACCUUUGGAUGAAUACCGUAAUCGGGCCACAAUCAAAUGGCAAGAAUUGAGAGAUGUAGUUGAAGGCGAAGAUAACGUGAAGAUCAAGGAUCAAAUAUACGAAAAACUUCGGAAGGAUCCUCUUUUUGCCCGUAACUUCGAUCGGCCUUCACUCAAACAACUCCGGGAGUUGAACCAUCGGCGUUGGAAACGAAUCGUCGAGCUAGGACUGCCGCUUGAUCAGUACAGCGACCCCCAGGGUUACCAAUGCCUUAUGGAAGUGCUCGAGACCUACGAUCAGGGUUUGUCAGCCCGAAUAGCCCUGCAUUCAUCGGUGUUCGGCAUGGCGGUAGCGUCGAUGGGCACCAAGCGUCAUGAUGAGAUCGUGCAGAAAACCAGAAGGAACGAGAUAGUUGGCUGUUUCUGUCUGACCGAACUCGGUCAUGGAUCCAACACACAGGAGAUCCAGACCACCGCUACCUUUGACAACGGCGAAUUUGUCUUCAACUGCCCAUCCGAUCAGGCUGUGAAGUGCUGGGCUGGCAACUUAUCACAUUCCGCCACCCACGCAGUCGUUUUCGCUCAACUAUACGUCCAGGGUAAAUGUGAAGGAGUGCAUGCGUUUGUACUGCAAGUCAGAGAUCCGACUACGUUCGAGCCACUUCCGGGCAUUACGAUCGGGGAUAUGGGCGAAAAACCCGGUGCAUGGAACGGGGUCGAGAACGGCUGGAUGGAAUUCAAGAAACACCGUGCUCCGCUGUGGACACUCCUGAAUAAAGGUUGUGAUGUAACAGCUACCGGAAAAUAUGUGUCCAGCUACAAAUCUUCAGCCGAGAGGCAAUCCGUCAGUCUAGGAGCAUUGUCGAUUGGA